Vitis vinifera (wine grape) is the source of this 819-nucleotide messenger RNA. RefSeq names its product putative germin-like protein 2-1. The record is from RefSeq and is a predicted model, not a curated record. NCBI's taxonomy places the organism in Eukaryota, Viridiplantae, Streptophyta, Magnoliopsida, Vitales, Vitaceae. Gene Ontology annotation, cellular component: cell wall. The transcript is spliced from 3 exons. Gene Ontology annotation, molecular function: manganese ion binding. The coding region runs from base 1 to 819 and encodes 272 amino acids.
AUGUGCAAGGUGAACCAUUCUAAUAGGUGUGGUUGUCAGUCCAGAAUUGAGAUUGAAGAUUGGCAACCACAUUCUUGUCCAGUUGGAAGGCCUUUCAAUGGCCACUGCGUUUGUUGUUCCCACAUUGAGCUGGAAGUGAAUGAGACCUUGUGGGAAGACGAACAGGUCUCCUUUGUAAAGGACCUUGGAGAUGAGGCGGUUGUCAGGAUUAGAGGUGACAAAGCCCACAUAAAGUGUCCCCUCCAAGACAGUGAGGAUCUCUUGUUUGUGAAUGGGAAAUUCUGCAAGGAUCCAAAGCUUGCAACGCCAAAUGAUUUCUUCUCUUUGGGGCUUCGUCUUCCAGGGAAUACAUCAAACAAACUUGGCUCGAUGGUCACACCAGCAAACGUGGCACAGAUACCUGGACUCAACACCCUUGGCGUUUCCCUGGCUCGGGUUGACUAUGCGCCAUAUGGUCUCAACCCUCCCCACACCCACCCUCGUGCCACAGAGAUCCUGACCGUCUUGGAAGGCACACUUUAUGUGGGCUUUGUCACCUCUAAUCCUGACAACCGCCUCAUUUCCAAGGUCCUUCACAAAGGAGACAUUUUCGUCUUCCCACAAGGUCUCAUUCACUUCCAGCUCAAUGUGGGAACAACAAACGCAGUGGCCAUUGCUUCAUUGAGUAGCCAGAACCCAGGCGUGAUCACUAUUGCAAAUGCAGUGUUUGGAUCAAAGCCAGCAAUAUCAGCUGAUGUUCUCACAAAGGCCUUUCAAGUGGACAAGAAUGUGGUUGAGUAUCUUCAAUCUCAGUUCUGGACGGACAACCACACCUACUAG